This is a messenger RNA of Scaptodrosophila lebanonensis, 2306 nucleotides long. RefSeq lists its product as uncharacterized. Gene Ontology annotation, biological process: regulation of transcription by RNA polymerase II. The record is from RefSeq and is a predicted model, not a curated record. Bases 226 to 1602 code for a protein of 458 amino acids. Gene Ontology annotation, cellular component: nucleus; transcription regulator complex. NCBI's taxonomy places the organism in Eukaryota, Metazoa, Arthropoda, Insecta, Diptera, Drosophilidae. The transcript has 3 exons.
UAGCCGCCGCCCCAGUUGAUCUCGCUGGCAAUCACCGUCUCUAUACAUAUGAUUGAAUGUGUGUUUGUGUGUGUAUGUGUGUGAAAAAGUGGAAUUAUUAUUGGUGACAAAGUGUGCAAAAGUGUCAUAUAGGAAGAAGAAGAAGCACUUUCUAAUAAUCAUAUUGUUUAUCGCUGCCCUACAAACUCUGCAAACAUUAAUCCCUACAUACUGCAGCGCAUAUUGAUGGCACCCGUUAGCAGUGCCAGCAACGCCGCCUCCGGCUCUCCGACCACCUCCUCGCUGCAAGAUUUAAGCGCCGCUGCGGCUGCUAUUGCUCUGGAUAUGAAGCCUAAGGUCGAGCUGGCUGCAGUGCCCACUCAGAAGAUCAAAAAAUUGGUGCGUCGCAAUGCCUCCGACAAGCUAAAGCUCAUACAAAUGGUCCACGACAAUCCCAUAUUGUGGGACUCGCGUCUGCCAAACUUUAAGGGCGCCGAGGAGGAGAAGAAUCGUGCCUGGGAACACAUUGGACGCGAGUUUAAUGCGCCCGGACGUCGAGUGGCGCGUGCCUUCAAAUCCUUACGCGAAUCCUAUCGUCGUGAAUUGGCCCACGUCAAGAUCAUGGGCAAUGGCUUUAAGCCCAAAUGGAGUCUGUACGAAGCAAUGGAUUUUCUACGCGACGUCAUCAGGGAAAGAAAAGGCGGCUCACAUGCCAGUGACUCGUUGACCACGGGCCUUACUCUCAGCGCUUUUGCUCAACACUUACACCACAACAACAACAAUAAUAAUCUUGGCGCGGGCGCCAACAAAUCCGCUCUUAAACUGGCGGCUUCUUCCUACUACGAUACAUCAGCUGCUGCGCUCAAUCUCUCGAAAGGCUCGCCACUCAAUAUUGGCCACGACGAUUUCUAUUACCAUGUGAAGCGGGAGCUGGAUCUGUCCACUGGAGGUGGUGUUGGCGGUGGUGUUGGUGGGGACGGUGGUGCUGGAAGCAGUAGCGGCAGCAGCACUGGCCCUCUACCACAGCCAAUGCCUGCACAUCAAGCGCAUCAGGCCCACAAUGAUAGUCGCGUCUCGUCCACCCGCAACGACAGCAGCGCCGCCCAUCAGACCAGUUUCGAUGACAUGGAUGACAAUUCGUUGCGCAGUGGCGACGAAGAUGGCGCCGUCGGUGGCAAUGCCUCCGAUGAGGUCGAGGAGCUGGAGGCCAUCGAUGCCGAUUUUCCCUAUCCGCUCAUUUUGGACUCAAAUUCGCCGCGCAGCUUAUGCAAUGGCAGCAUGAAUGGCGGUGGAGUUGCCGGUGGCGAUGCAUCCGGACGCAAACGUCGCCGCAAGGCGGGCGACGAUGAUGAGCAACCGGAGGUCGGCGAUGAUGCCGAUGACUAUGAGGAUCAAAUGCUGCAGCAGCAUCGCCAUUUGCGUCAGCAACAGAAUGGAGCCGCUGGCGGUGGCGGUGGACUUGACUUGCCACCACCGCAAACGGUGCGUGAGGUGCUCAACUCCAAAUUCUGUGGCUUCAUAUCGGCAAAGCUGAAUAGCAUGGAGGAUUCGGAGGCGGACAAUCUGAUGAAUCGCAUACUCUUGCUACUCGUACAAAUGCAGCAGGCUGAAGCUGCUAAAUAGCUAUCAGGCCUAGCAUUAUUAUAUAUUUUUAGAAAUAUCAAUCGAUAUAGUAGCUGCUGGGUGGUCUCAACGGGUCCUGGUUAGUUUAAAUAGCAAAAAGCUCACUAUAUACACACACACAUUGAUGUAGCGGCUCAAAGCAAAAUGCUAAACAAAAUAAUGAAACAUUAUUUCCUUGCCAUUUUCUUUUUUUUAACACUUUAUUCUUGCCAUACACAUUUUCUUCAAUGCCAAAUUUGUGCCAUACCAAAAAAAAAAAGAAUGAAAAAUAUUUCAACUAUUGCCACAACAGCUAGCAAUGUAGAACCAAAUGUAGCGCUCCAAAGUUCAAAGAUAUACAAAAAAAAAAAAAACCAUUACACAUACUACACAAAGUUCUGUAAAGCUAUUCCAAAACUUAGUUGCCAAAAAGAAAAAAGAACAAAAAGACAUAAAGGAUGUUAGCAAUAAAUGAGAUUUAGUCUAUUAUUAAACGUUUAUCUAGUUGUAAACUCAACCUGAAGGAAAAAUACAAGGUUAAACUAAAUAUAUAAGUAAUGCAUUAUUACAUACAAACGAGAAUAUACUCCAUUAUAAUGAAGCUCGAAAAUCGCAAGUAAAUUCGAAAUUUUCACCCAUUAAUAUACAAGAACUGCAUUCUAUAUUUUGUUAAGAUUUUCGAAACGUCUCAUCACAUAAACAAUAACUCGUAGUCGUAGACAUUU